This is a messenger RNA of Coccinella septempunctata (seven-spotted ladybird), 767 nucleotides long. RefSeq lists its product as uncharacterized. Lineage: Eukaryota; Metazoa; Arthropoda; Insecta; Coleoptera; Coccinellidae. The record is from RefSeq and is a predicted model, not a curated record. The transcript is spliced from 2 exons. The coding region runs from base 297 to 767 and encodes 156 amino acids.
AUGAACAGUGUCAUUUUCUUUAAAAGACAACUUUCUAUUUUCCUUUCUAUGUUUUAUUUAAUUUCAACUUAGAGAAUGCCUUGAUUUGUCAAUUAUUAAUUCAUGUCAAUUCAUAUUUCAAAUAUUGUUCAUUGAAAACCUAAAGGAAUAGCAUUGUUUUUGAUUUCUUUCAGAUUGAAGACAUCAAAUCGUCUAUUUCUUGAAGUGAGAAAUUGAAUUGAUUUCCAUUCUUAUAAAUCAAAAACUUAAGCUAUCUGGUUGAUAUUCGAAGGACUGCACUGGGAUUUCGAGCUAUAAUGACCACAUCCAUGAAAAUUUGCAUAGCUUUUGAAACAUCAAAUACUAAAGCGAAGAAAAAUAUAUUCAAGUUCAAAUGGAUUCAGACUACAGGAACGGAAACAUAUUAUGAGAUUCCAGAAGACAAACAGAAUCCACAUGACCAUCAUGAACUUUUUGCUCUACCGAAGGUGAAAAAUAUCUUGAAAUCAAUGAAAACAAGAGGUUCAUUUCGUACGUGUGUUAUUUCAUUGACUCCGGAAUUGAAAGGAAUAUAUUUUGAUGCCGAAGAAGAUGUGCUGUUUAGAGAUGAGUAUUUACAAAUGACUUAUUCACCUGCAUACGUGAAAACAGAAUUUGGAGGAGAACUAGCAGAAUCACGAAAUACAACAGAACUGUCCUCAGGCAAGACCAAGGAGAAUAAAAAGGAUUUCAAGAAGAUAAAGGACAAUUUUGUGCUGAAUAAUUUUGAUGGGAAGAAUGUUUCGUGA